Molecule: messenger RNA, 5519 nt
Organism: Cottoperca gobio
Lineage: Eukaryota; Metazoa; Chordata; Actinopteri; Perciformes; Bovichtidae
Gene: zbtb18
Product: zinc finger and BTB domain containing 18
Exons: 3
Coding region: 590-2314 (574 amino acids)
Biological process (GO): regulation of transcription by RNA polymerase II
Cellular component (GO): nucleus
Molecular function (GO): DNA-binding transcription factor activity, RNA polymerase II-specific; protein binding
Source: RefSeq, a predicted model, not a curated record
CCGCUCUCCACUCUCUCCGCUGCGCCAGUCCGCCUCACUGACUCGCAGAACCAGUUGGUUUGGCCCAGCUUCUUCUUCUCCUUGCUUUCUCUCAGUGUGUGCUGCUGCUGUUGUUGCUGCCUGGUGUCAACCUACGCCGACGAGAGAAGAAGACAUAUCCCUCCCUCUCCUCUGUCAGAGGGCCGCUUCCAAUUUGCCUUCACUUUCCUCCUCGCCGGCUCCAUUGGCUUCCGCGCCGUGCCAGUCAACUCGCCUCCUUCUCCCAGCCCGAGUUGAGCAGCAACAGCUCGGAAACAUCUGGCCGCCGCAGAGUGGUAGACUCCCCGUCCCUCCGCCUCGCUCGCUCGCCUCGGCUGCCUGUUAUGGAAAUUAGUCCAAAGUCAAUCUAGUUUUGUCUCCGAAGGGAAAAAACAAGGAGGAUUUGACGGAGGAAGACGUCGGACCGUGUUGUCUAGAGAGCGAGCGAGGAAGAGAGAGAGAGCAAGCGAGGAAGAGAAAGAGCAAGAAAGAAAGAGAGAGAGAGAGAGAUACAAAGCCAUUCCCAGCCAGAGAGCCAAGCUAUUCUGCUACAGUGGAGUUAAUCAAGUUGAUGCAUACUGCUGCAGGUUAUGAGGACGGCAAGAUGGAGUUCCCAGACCACAGCAGACAUUUACUUCAGUGUCUAAGCGAGCAGCGGAACCAGGGCUUCCUGUGUGACUCCACGGUGCUGGUGGGAGAUGCCCAGUUCCGGGCCCACCGUGCCGUGUUGGCCUCCUGCAGCAUGUACUUUCACCUCUUCUACAAGGACCAGCUGGACAAGAGAGACGUGGUGCACCUCAACAACGACAUUGUCACAGCCCCGGCUUUUUCCCUGCUCCUGGAGUUCAUGUAUGAGGGCAAGCUGCAGUUCCAGGACCUUCCCGUAGAGGAUGUGCUGGCAGCGGCCAGCUACUUGCACAUGUAUGACAUUGUCAAGGUGUGUAAGAAACGUUUGAAGCAGAAGUCCCCGACGGAGGCAGACAGCACGCGCAGAGAAGAGGAUGGUGGGUCCAGCUGCUCCGAUAAGGCCGACAGUCUAUCAGAUGGUUCGACAGGCCGGCCUGCUACUGCCGACCUGCUGCACAGUGAUGAAGAGGAGGAGGUGAAGGCCGAGGCAGGACCACUGUGGCUGCGGCUGCCAUCUGCAGACAGAACAGGGACACCAGCCAUGGCUACAACCAGCCCAGGUCAGGGCGAGGUGGAGCUGCAGGGUGGGGAAGGGUUGAGGGAGGGAGGAAAGCGGCUCUCCCCGGCCGGCAGCCCCACCAGCUCCACUGGAUCCCUCUCACAGCGGUCCCACCGCUCCGUGAGCUCUCGUGGAGGGCAAAGGGGCAGGAGGGUGUCGAAUGAUGCGGCUGACUGCGUCCUGGACCUGUCAGUCAAGCCGAUUUCCGGUAGCAUCCACAGUAACCACCACCAGUCCUAUUACAGCGGGGCAGCUACACCAGACAGCCUCCAAAGUCCAUUGGCUGUGAGGGUGAAGGUGGAGAGGGGUGUGGCUUCGGACGAGGAUGAGGAACUGGGAGGUGGGGAAUAUGACAUGGAGCACAGCGGCAUCACCAAGGCGACGGUUCCCAUCACCAACGGGGGCCUGACCCACCACGGGGUCGGCGGGCCACUGUCGGCCCAGCGGCGGCUCGGCCUGGAAGCGCACCUGUCCGCUCUGCGAGAGGCCUCCCUGGCCUCGGAGCGGGACGAGAAGCCUUCGGCCACAGCAGACGACGAGGACAUACUUGGGGGUGACAAUGAGCGCGCCCAGGCCGAGGUGGCCAGCAUGGAUAGUUCCCUGCUGCCCUACGUCUCCAACAUGCUGUCAGCUCAACACACCCAGAUCUUCAUGUGCCCGCUAUGUAACAAGGUAUUCCCCUCCCCGCACAUCCUCCAGCUUCACCUCAGCUCCCACUUCAGGGAGCAGGAGGGCAUCCGCUCCAAGCCCGCUGGAGACGUCAACGUGCCCACCUGCACCAUCUGCAGCAAGACCUUCUCCUGCAUGUACACGCUGAAGCGCCACGAGCGGACACACUCCGGUGAGAAACCCUACACCUGCACCACCUGCGGCAAGAGCUUCCAAUACUCACACAACCUCAGCCGCCACGCAGUGGUGCACACACGUGAGAAGCCGCACGCUUGCAAGUGGUGCGAACGGCGCUUCACGCAGUCCGGGGACCUCUACCGACACAUCCGCAAGUUCCAUUGCGAACUGGUCAACUCGCUGUCAGUGAAGAGCGAACCGCUGGCACUGCCUAAUGUCAGGGAUUGGGCGAUUGAGGACAGCUCCCAGGAACUGUGGAAGUAGAAACAGACUGCUGGGUAUGAUAAAGGGAAAGAGAGCGGAGAGUGAAAGAAGGGCAGAGAGGCAUGGGGAGGUGAAAGGGAGAAGGCAAAGUCUGAUAUUUGGGGUUCAAGUGAGUCAUGUUCUUGUGUGUCGCAAAAUCUCAUUCAAUUGCACUUUAAUAGCACAUGAAAAUGUUACUACUGAGUUUUUUGUUGUUGCUGUUUGGGGUAAUUUUGUUUUUAUUUUAUUUUAUUCUGAACUCUUAUUUUUAUUUGCCGUAAGUUCUGUUUGGUGGUUUUCAUUGCGUCUAAGGACAAGGGUCCCACUGACAAUGUCUCGCCUUCUCGAAGAGUUUUCACUCCGUUUGUGUUUCAUCUCAGACAAAACACUCCGACGCUGGCCAGCGUAUCGGCCCCAGAUCCACAGACCGCAAACGCCACUACAGGAGUUCAGGUCGAACACACUGAAGUGAAAAAGCAUUACAAUACACUAAACGGGUACUGUGAUCACCACACACACAGUUUGAAGAAGUGUGUGUGUGUGAUACUGCACUACUCUGGCAAAAAUUUCACCUGACGUGCGUGAGUGUGUAUGAGUGUGUUUUGUGUGUAUUAAUUUUAUUUUCUACUGGCAUGGAGGUGUCGUUGGCGAAGCGCUCCCCGCUUCUCUCGUUAAGCUCUUUGGUGUUGUGUGUUCAGGGUAAAGCUGGCUGACUGACAGACUAACUGAUGGCACUCAUGCAAUGCACAGCCUCUUUUUUUCACUUCCAAUCAAUUUGAAGUAUUUUCUAAAAAUGGAAAGACCUUUACAAAUUAUUAUAAUUAUUAUUAUUGUUAUUAAUAGAAUUUUUUUCUUAAAUAUAGCUGGCAGUCUUUAAAACAUCUCUUGUUGAAAAGGUAUUUAAUUUAAGGUUGUUGUAAAUUGUUCUGCUAUAGUUUUAGAAUUUAAAUCCGUUUAAUUUUUUUUUUUAAAUUAAUGAUUAUUAUUACUAUUAUUAUUAUUUUGUUACUUUUUUUGUAAUGGGACCUGCUGUUGUUGCAUGACGUCCAAACCUGUAUAUUUUAAAAUACAAAUGUGAAUUUGCUGUAUUACUGUACACAUUGUAAUUGAUCAAAUAUUUGACAACAGGCUUUCAUUUUCUUUUCUUUGUGAAUACUACUCCAGGGUGCAGUCUGUUGAAAAACUGAAUAUUAUGGAAAAAAUGCAUGAAAAUUUGAUUUUGUCUUAAACCUUUUAAGUUGUGGUUUUUGCAUCGGUAGGUGGGGUUGGGGGUGGGGGUGGGGGGGGUGUUGUGUGUUUGAACAUAACACUUUUGACCGUGAAAAGUUGGAUUGUUUUCUACUCGUCGUAGGUCUGUCGCUGGGCUCGUAGAAGAAUGUUACCGAAUGUGUUUCCGUCGGGUGUUGAAGCGAUAUGAUGAAGCAUUUUUAAGCCUGUGUGUAUAUGCACUGAUCUCUCUGCUGCGUGUGUGUGUGUGUGUGUGUGUGUGUGUGUGUGUGUGUGUGUGAGCGUGUGGCUUGGUAAUUACCAGUCAAUUUAACCUACUGAAGAUCUACGUCCACCCAGCACUUCCUCCUCCUGCUCCUCCUCAGGCGUUCAAUUUCUUCACUGCUGUAUGUUUGUUUUCCACCUCUAAUGUCUCCGUCCUGUCUCCAGCUCGAGACGUGGUAAAGCCAUGUCUUAAUUAUUUCUGCUCAUUGGGCACUUACUUCAGGUCUGUUGAGUGCAGUUAUGUGGCUCUGGCUCGGCUAAAGCGUGAAGAAUAACGGGGAGAAACGAAAAGGAGAAACUGAGCUGUCCUGCUGAAAGUUGAAGGGUCAGAUAUCUUUGUACUGAGAUGAGCGGGGGCCGUGCCGAUUCCGUACAAUAACCCACAUUGGACACAGUGACGUGAAUGUGAUAAGACGUGCGUGUAUGUGUGCUCGUGUGUGUUUUCCUCUUAAAACAUAAUUCUUACUUUGAAACCUUUGAGAGAAUUGGCAUGCCUGAAUGCACCUUUUUAAGCUAAAAGACAUAAAAUCAGAUUUCUUUGCUGAAAAGAUGCCUUUAUUAAAAGAACAUGUCCGAUGCUGUGGAAGUAUUUGAUACUGUAGAGCAUUUGGGAAAUUGUUGUUUGAAUCAUAAAUUCAUGGAAUUUAUUGAAUUUGAAAUUAUUCAGAAAAAAAGAUGUCUUAUUAUAUUUUGAUCAUGUGAUUGGGAAAACUCAUUUUGUGUAUGUGAAUGUUUAAGUUGAGGGCUACAUCAGUUUAAUAAUAAUUUAUAGGUUUCUUUUCAACCUCUGUAUCUCAAAUUGUUUUGGUUAGAAUUUCAAAGGAAUGGUCAAGCGUUUAUACAAUCCAAAAACAUUUAAUACAGAGAUACUAAGAAGUGAACGCUCUACAUUUACACUCAGAUGUGUGUGUGUGUGUGUGUGUGUGUGUGUGUGUGUGUGUGUGUGUGUGCACGCCCCCAGUGAUGUGCAUGUGGUGGGUGGGGUGGUUGUAUGUGUUGCCCUGUCAUCUGGUGGCACCUACAGGCUUUGCCAAGGCAACAGUGUGGGUGACAUUGCGACAGUUUGCACCGCAUUGUCUAAUUCUUCUCAAAACGUUAUUUCUUCACUGCAUAUGGGCUCACUCCAUCCUGCUGUUGUUUUCAUCAUUACUGCUGUUUUUUUGUUUUUGUUUUGUUCCUCUGGUUGUACUUGACCGCCUUAAACUGCUGUAGUCCGGGCUGUUUUUAAAAAAUCUUUAAUUUUUAAAGUGUGAACGUGGGGUGGAGUUGUGGGAGCGAUGACAACCGCUUCAAGACGCUGUGAAGUAACCACCCCGACGAAACAUCUCCAUCUUUUGCUGUGCUUACUUGAAAACAAAGGGGGGGAGUUCUAAAAAAUAAAAUGUUCUAAUGUCAUAGACAGACCGUUUAUGGAAGGGGGGAGGGUGGGAUGGGCGUGAAGUGACUGAGUCUGUUUUGAAAAAGGACAAUCACUGUCUGGGGAAAAAAACAAGCAGAUUUUGAUUCAGAUAUAUUUGCUCCCUCUUGAGAUGAAAAAUUUUCUUUGCUUUUUCUUUUAUGUUCCUUUUUCAGAUUUAGUCAUUUUUAGCUUUGACAAUCAUAGUUGGGUUGAUUUUUUUUUCUCAAGGGGAGUAAAUUCUAAUUGUGUUUAGUUUUGUAAUUUUUUGGUGUGCUGUUGUUGACAUUUUUAAAUUGUGUGCAAACUGCAAUAAAUUAUAAGAAUCUUGAAAUUCAA